This is a messenger RNA of Oncorhynchus tshawytscha (Chinook salmon), 1015 nucleotides long. RefSeq names its product COMM domain containing 6 (gene commd6). The record is from RefSeq and is a predicted model, not a curated record. NCBI's taxonomy places the organism in Eukaryota, Metazoa, Chordata, Actinopteri, Salmoniformes, Salmonidae. Gene Ontology annotation, molecular function: NF-kappaB binding. The coding region runs from base 280 to 801 and encodes 173 amino acids. The transcript has 7 exons.
UUGUUCUAUCUGUGAUUUUACUGUGGUGACCUCUUUGUUGCCUAUCUACCCUGAACCUCUGUUUUCCACCCCUGCUUGCGAUCAGAGAUGCCGGGGUUGGAUUCAUCGCCUAGUGGGUGCAGUAUUUCAACAUAAUAUGAAACGGCGUUGACAAAACUGUGGAAAACAUUGGAAGACUCCCACCAGAUUUAUUGGCAGAAACAAGAGUGCAUCAAUGCAGCAGUCAUCAGUCACCAUUUCAGGAGCUGUUAUUGAGGAUGUGGUUCUGAUAAUCUCCUCAUGCAGUGUCAGCAGAUUCUGAGUCAUCUCCAAGGACAGGUCAGGGGAGUGGAUUCCGCUGAAAUCUCUGAUAAGUUUCAAAGAGCUGGGAUCCGACUUGACCAAGAGGCUCUACAGGAGGUUGUCCAAUUUCUCUUCUUAACGUUCAGGUCGACUGAAAAGAACAACCUCUCUGCUGAUGUACUGGUAGCUAGGCUGGGAGAGGGCAGCAGUAAGUGGUCCAAAGCUGCCCUUCAGGUGCUCCAUCGGCUAUGGAGUGAUCAGGGUGCCCUAGUCAACACGCACCAACAGUCCCAAGCCAUGCUUAGCAUCGGACAGCUGGUGGACAUGCAGUGGAAGCUGGGCAUGGCGGUGAGCUCGGACACCUGUCGCUCUCUCAACUCCCCCCACGUCUCCCUCCUGUUGAAGAUCGCAGACACCUCUGGACAGAUCUCCCAACGGUCCUUUGAAAUGACCAUUGCACAAUUCCAGAACUUCUACAGGCAAUUCAAGGAGAUGGCAGCUGUUUUGGAAACAGUAUGAUGUUCUGUGGCCCAGAAACCCCUCCUUGAUGAGAAAUGCCAUGCCCUUAUUUACAUUAUUGGUAAUGUUUACGCUCAAAGCAUUUUGUGUCCACGAAUGCGGAAUUCCAGUGGUGUAAAAAUACUUUAAAGUAUCUGUACUUUACUAUUUAAAUUUUUACUUCACUACAUUCCCAAAGAAAAUUAUGUACUUUUUACCCUAUACAUUUUGCCUA